Monodelphis domestica (gray short-tailed opossum) is the source of this 1658-nucleotide messenger RNA. It is a transcript of the gene SIRT5, whose product is annotated as sirtuin 5. NCBI's taxonomy places the organism in Eukaryota, Metazoa, Chordata, Mammalia, Didelphimorphia, Didelphidae. Gene Ontology annotation, cellular component: nucleus. The record is from RefSeq and is a predicted model, not a curated record. Gene Ontology annotation, molecular function: histone deacetylase activity, NAD-dependent; protein-succinyllysine desuccinylase activity; NAD+ binding.
CUCAGUUACUACAACCAACUGACAUAGCCCACUGCAGCUCAGAAUUCUAGAACUCAAGCAAUUCACCAUUUUCAGCUUCCCUGGAAACAGAGAUCACAGGCAUGUGCCACCACACCCAGCCGACCAUGAUUUUUUCCUAGGAGAAAAUUCCAUAUCUGGCUAUGAUCAUGAACCAAAUAUUACCCUCAUACUGAGCUCCAGUAGCAGUGUGAUUGCAGAAUUGAAUGAGAUACCUGUUACAAGUUGGAAUUGCUAAAGAAAUCCUGAUGAGUCUGCUCCAUUUUGCAACUAGAAGACUAAUUCUCCAAGUGCUUCGUGAAUUGGGACUGAAGGCUCCUCCUGUCCAUAAAACUUUAAAGAUUUGCAUAGCAAUGUCUCGUCCAAGUUCAAACAUGGCAGAUUUUCGGCGCUUCUUUGCCAGGGCAAAGCAUAUAGCCAUUAUUACAGGAGCAGGGGUCAGUGCUGAAAGUGGUGUGCCAACGUUCAGAGGACCUGGUGGUUUCUGGAGAAAAUGGAAAGCUGAGGACCUCGCCACCCCUGAAGCCUUUGCCCAGAAUCCCUCUCUGGUGUGGGAAUUCUACCACUACCGGCGAGAGGUGAUAUUGAAGAAGCAUCCCAAUGCGGCCCAUGUAGCAAUAGCGGCGUGUGAGGAACGGCUCAGUCUUCAAGGAAGGCGUGUGGUAGUCAUCACUCAGAACAUAGAUGAGUUCCAUACCAAAGCAGGCACUAAGAACAUCCUGGAACUUCAUGGUAGUUUAUUUAAAACAAGAUGCUGCAGUUGUGGAAAUGUGAGAGUGAAUUACAACAAUCCAAUCUGUCCAGCUUUAGAAGGAAAGGGUCUCCCAGAUCCUAAUGCUCCAGAUGCCCAAAUCCCACUUGAAAAUCUUCCCAGGUGUCAAGAAAAUGAUUGUAAUGGCCUCCUUCGACCCCAUGUGGUAUGGUUUGGGGAACAUAUGGACCCCGUAAUUCUUGACUCGGUUAACAAAGAGCUUGCUGUCUGUGACUUAGGUUUAGUGGUGGGAACGUCUUCUUUGGUUUAUCCUGCAGGUAUGUUUGGCCCGCAUGUAGCACUGAGAGGAAUACCAGUGGCUGAAUUUAACACAGUAACCACCCCUGUUACGCAAAACUUCAGAUUUCAUUUCUCAGGACUCUGUGGCACCACUAUCCCUGAAGCACUUUCCCCCCAUGAAUCUGAAAAAACUGGUUGAUUAUUUGUGAACAAAAGAAAAAAAAUGUCAUUUUUAAGUACUAAGCUAUAAAUAAACCAAAACGGGGAUAGGGGGAAGGGCAGGAAACAAACUUGUGGAUAAACAGAGAAUGGUCUCCUGCCCUUAUUACUGAGAAUGAAACCAAUCCAUAGAUAAUCUGGUGGUCAAUAACAAUGUUGAUAACAAACAGUGACCAGUACAAAUUACCCAUCACAUUUGUGUUGAACUGAAACAUGAUUCUUCAAUGUUUUAUAGUUGUGGUAACACUAUUUUCAACCAUCUAGAUUUUUAACCUUUAUUUUAUCUGUAAUUCUGAUAAUAUUUUUUUGUGAUGUGAGGAUAUGGAUUUGCAUUUUUUUGGGUAGGCAGUGAAGCAUUGCCUUUCCUCGGCUCUGAUGUUUACAUAAAUACUUUGGCAGAAAAUAAAUUCACUGUAAUUUAUUGUAUAAA